CCCACCUGUAACAUUACAGCCCUGGAGGUUUUGGUGAAAAAUGUACCUCUAGGGCUCUGGCCCUGCAAUCAGCCCCUUUGCUGGUGGGGAGGGUCACUGGGGUUUCAAAUGGAUGUCACAUCCCCCUGUGAGGAUGAGCCUGCAGGAGCAGGGUCUGUGUGUCUAAGGCUGGGUCUACACUACCCGCCUGAAUCAGCGGGUAGAAAUCAACUUCUCGGGGAUCGAUUGGGACGCGACAAUCGAUCCCCAAAUCGACGCUCUUACUCCACCAGCGGAGGUGAGAGUAAGCGCCGUCGACAGGAAGCCGCAGAGGUCGAUUUUGCUGCCGUCCCUACAGCGGGCGUGGCAGAGUCCAGAGCAUCUGUCUGCAAGGAAAGAGCCUGCGGGGAAUCGGGCUGUGACAUGCACUCAAGCCUCUUCUGAAACCUUCCCAAUCGCCCUGACAGGCUGAGGAAUCAUAUCAAGAUUUCACUUGAGAUCGUCCCGUCUUCCAGGGGACAGGGAAGGGAAAUGGCUGUGAUGGAGUCAGCUCAGGUGCUGGUGACCUUCGAGGAGGUGGCUGUCUAUUUCACCCAGGGUCAGGGGGCUCUGCUGGACCCCAGUCAGAGAGCCCUCUACAGGGACGUCAUGCAGGAGAACUAUGAGAUGGUGACCUCGCUGGGAUUUCCCAUUCCCAAACCUGAACUGAUCUCCCACCUGGAACGAGGGGAAGAACUGUGGGUCCCGGAUCUCCAGGCCUGUGAGGAAAGACAGAUCCCGAGAGGCAGUCACACAGCAGGUGAUGAGAAAGUGGAUGAGAAGAAGGAUGGGAAUCAUCAUGAGGAAGUUCCUGGGCAAGUGGAACCACAGGGGACCUUUGUGGGAAGAGCUGAAGGGAGUAUAUCCCAGUGCUUUGAAGAGGGAGAAGCCGGAGGUAAUUGGCACAAGUCAGAGAGGCAACUGAAAAACCACCCAAGGAAGAAAGUGGAUGAAUCUAUUAUAUGUGGGGGAGGAGACAAGGAUCCCACAGCCCAGCAGACAAAUCCCAAGGAAGAGAAACCCUAUCAGUGCCUCGAAUGUGGAAAAGGAUUCAUUCUCAGAUCACAGCUUGUGACAUAUCAGACAAUCCAUACUGCAGGGGAACCCCUUCAAUGCUUGGCCCAUGGGGAAAGCUUCAGUAACUGCUCAGAUCUUAAUAACCAUGAGAAAAGCCACAUGGGAGAGAAAUCCUUUCAAUGCCUCGAGUGUGGAAACUGUUUGAAUUGGAAGUCAGCAUUAAUUACACAUCAGAGAAUCCAGACAGGAGAGAGAUCCCAAAAGUGCUUGGACUGUGGGAAAAGUUUCAUAGAGAGGUCAGACCUUAUUAAACAUCAGGCAAUCCAUACAGGGGAGAGACCACAUAAUUGCUUAGAUUGUGGGAAAAGUUUCAGGAACAGAUCAGCCCUUUCUAAAUAUCAGGCAAUCCAUGCAGGAGAGAGACCCCAUAAGUGCUUGGAUUGUGGAAAAAAUUUCAUACGGAGGUCACAUCUUGUUAAACAUCAGGCAAUCCACACAGGGAAGAGACCCCACAAGUGCUUGGACUGUGGGAAAAGUUUUAUACAGAGGUCAGACCUUAUUAGACAUCAGGCAAUCCACACAGGAGAGAGACCCCACCAGUGCUUGGACUGUGGGAAAAGUUUCAUAUGCAGGUCAGACCUUCUCCAACAUCAGGCAUUCCACACAGGAGAGAGACCCUAUAAGUGCUUGGAUUGUGGGAAAAGUUUCAUACAGAGGUCAGACCUUGUUAAACAUCAGGCAAUCCACACAAGAGAGAGACCCUACAAGUGCUUGGACUGUUGGAAAAGUUUCACACGGAGGUCAGACUGUGUUAGACAUCAGGCAAUCCACAGAGGAGAGAGACCCCACAAGUGCUUGGACUGUGGGAAAAGUUUCAUAGAGAGGUCAGACCUUAUUAGACAUCAGGUAAUCCACUCAGGAGAGAGACCCCACAAGUGCUUGGACUGUGCGAAAAGUUUCAUACAGAGGUCACACCUUAUUAGACAUCAGGCAAUCCACAGAAGAGAAAGACCCCACAAGUGCUUGGACUGUGGGAAAAGUUUCAUACAGAGUUCAAAGCUUGUUAAACAUCAAGCAAUCCACACAGGAGAGCGACCACAUAAUUGUUUGAACUGUGGAAAAAAAUUCAUACGGAGGUCAAACCUGGUUAAACAUCAGGCAAUCCACACAGGAGAGAGACCCCACAAGUGCUUGGACUGUGGGAAAAGUUUCAUAGAGAGGUCAGACCUUAUUAGACAUCAGGCAAUCCACUCAGGAGAGAGACCCCACAAGUGCUUGGACUGUGGGAAAAGUUUCAUACAGAGGUCUCACCUUAUUAGACAUCAGGCAAUCCACACAGGAGAGAGACCCCACAAGUGCUUGGACUGUGGGAAAAGUUUCAUAGAGAGGUCUCACCUUAUUAAACAUAAAGCAGUCCACACAGGAGAGAAACCCCACAAGUGCUUGGACUGUGGGAAAAGUUUCAUACAGAGGUAUCACCUUAUUAGACAUCAGGCAAUCCACACAGGAGAGAGACCCCACAAGUGCUUGGCCUGUGGGAAAAGUUUCAUACAGAGGUCUCACCUUAUUAAUCAUAAAGCAGUCCACACAGGAGAGAGACACCACAAGUGCUUGGACUGUGGGAAAAGUUUCAUACGGAGGUCAAACUUUCUUCAACAUGGGAGAAUCCACACAGGAGCUAAACUUCUGUGACACUGGGAGAGAAAGGGUUAAGCAACUUGCAUGUAAUAGACCCAGUUCAACCUUUAGAGACAUGUUAAAAAAGUGUAUCCAUGUUAGAUAACUUUGAGCUUUGAAAUGUAAACUUAUGUUAAAGACUUGGAAGAAGUUGGUAACUGUAGUAGUCUAUAAAAAGCAACAAAGUGUCCUGUGGCACCUUAUAGACUAACAGAAGUAUUGGAGCAUGAGCUUUUGUGGGUGAAUACCCACUUUGUCAGAUGCAUGUGGUGGAAAUUUCCAGAGGCAGGUAUAAAUAUACAGGCAAGAAUCAGCCUAGAGAUAACAAGGUUAGUUCAAUCAGGGAGGCCAUCUUCUAGCAGUUGAGGUGUGAACACCAAGGGAGGAGAAACUGCUUUUGUAGUUGCCUAGCCAUUCACAGUCUUUGUUUAAUCCUGAGCUCAUUAUGUCAAAUUUGCAAAUGAACUGAAGUUCAGCAGUUUCUCUUUGGAGUCUGGUCCUGAAGUUUUUUUGCUGCAGGAUCUCCUUUAAAUCUGCUAUUGUGUGUCCAGGGAGGUUGAAGUGUUCUCCUGCAGGUUUUUGUAUAUUGCCAUUCCUAAUAUCUGACUUGUGUCCAUUUAUACUUUUACGUAGGAUUGUCCAGCUUGGGCGAUGUACAUAGCAGAGGGGCAUUGCUAGCACAUGAUGGUGUAUGUUACAUUGGUGAACGUACAAGUGAAUGAACCGGUGAUGUUGUGGCUGAUCUGGUUAGGUCCUGUGAUGGUGUCGCUGGUGUAAAUAUGUGGGGAGAGUUGGCAUCAAGGUUUGUUGCAUGGAUUGGUUCCUGAGUUAGAGUUUCCAUGGUGCGGUGUGUGGUUGCUGGUGAGAAUAUGCUUAAGGUUGGCGGUUUGUUUCUGGGCGAGGACUGGCGUGCCUCCCAAGGCCUGUGAAAGCGAGGGAUCAUUGUCCAGGAGAGGUUGUAGAUCACCGAUGAUGCGUUGGAGAGGUUUUAGCUGAGGACUGUAGGUGAUGGCCAGUGGAGUUCUGUUGGUUUCUUUCUUGGGCUUGUCUUGCAGGAGGAGGCUUCUGGGUACACGUCUGGCUCUGUUGAUUUGUUUCUUUAUUUCCUCGUGCUGGUAUCAUAGUUUUGAGAAUGCUUGGUGAAGAUCUUGUAGGUGUUGGUCUGUGUCUGAUGGGUUGGAGCAAAUGCGGUUACAGCUCAGCGCUUGGCUGUAGACGAUGGAUCAUGUGGUGUGUCAGGGAUGGAAGCUGGAGGCAUGAAGGUAGGCAUAGUGGUCGGUGGGGUGGGGUGGUGUUAACAUGACUGUCACUUAUUUGUAUCGUGGUGUUUAGGAAGUGGACAUCCCUUGUAGAUUGGUCCAGGCUGAGGUUGAUGGUGGGGUGGAAACUGUUGAAAUCAUGCUCCAAUACUUCUGUUAGUUUUUAAGGUGCCACAGGACUCUUUGUCACUUUACAGAUCCAGACUAACACGGUUACCCCUCUGAUACUUGUACUAGUCUAUGUUUGCCUUUAUCUUGUUAGAGGUUAACAAUGGAACCAAACAGUUCUGUCUAGGGCUGUAUUCUGUUAAUUCAAUGAUCAAAAGGGAAUAAUAACAUGUAGAUGAAACUUGGGUGUAAUAAUGUCAUUGCAUGUCUCUUUAAAGUUUGUGGUAAACUGUC
Molecule: messenger RNA, 4373 nt
Organism: Malaclemys terrapin pileata
Lineage: Eukaryota; Metazoa; Chordata; Testudines; Emydidae
Product: zinc finger protein 420-like
Exons: 5
Coding region: 511-2727 (738 amino acids)
Biological process (GO): regulation of transcription by RNA polymerase II
Molecular function (GO): DNA-binding transcription factor activity; RNA polymerase II cis-regulatory region sequence-specific DNA binding
Source: RefSeq, a predicted model, not a curated record